Messenger RNA from Malania oleifera, 2234 nucleotides. Its product is annotated as chaperonin CPN60-2, mitochondrial-like. The transcript is spliced from 18 exons. Gene Ontology annotation, cellular component: mitochondrion; cytosol. NCBI's taxonomy places the organism in Eukaryota, Viridiplantae, Streptophyta, Magnoliopsida, Santalales, Ximeniaceae. The coding region runs from base 199 to 1926 and encodes 575 amino acids. The record is from RefSeq and is a predicted model, not a curated record. Gene Ontology annotation, biological process: protein refolding. Gene Ontology annotation, molecular function: ATP-dependent protein folding chaperone; ATP binding.
CACUGCAAAACCCUAAACCCUGCAACAAGCAGAGGAAUUGCUUUCCGACAACUUGUUUGCUCGCCUCUUCCCUUCUCCUUCCGUUGCUUUUGCUCGUCUCUCUCUCUCUCUAGCAGAACACCAAUUUCUCUGUUCAAUCAAAUUAUCUCCCUAUAGCACGCUUUUCUCUCCCUCUUUCUGGGUCUGAUCCUUCAUACCAUGUACCGCUUCGCUUCUAACCUUGCGUCUAAAGCUCGAUUGGCUAAGAACAAUUACAGUCAGAUUGGUGGCAGCUUGAGUUGGAGUAGAAACUAUGCUUCCAAAGACAUUAAAUUCGGGGUAGAAGCCCGUGCUUUGAUGCUUAAGGGUGUUGAAGAGCUCGCGGAUGCUGUUAAAGUGACAAUGGGCCCAAAGGGACGCACUGUUAUUUUAGAACAAAGUUUUGGAGCCCCUAAAGUGACUAAAGAUGGUGUCACUGUGGCAAAGAGCAUCGAGUUCAAAGACAGAGUCAAGAACGUGGGUGCUAGCCUUGUAAAGCAGGUUGCAAAUGCUACAAAUGAUGUAGCGGGUGAUGGCACUACUUGUGCGACAGUCCUCACGCGUGCAAUAUUUUCUGAAGGGUGCAAGUCGGUUGCAGCUGGUAUGAAUGCCAUGGAUCUAAGACGAGGGAUUGCAAUGGCAGUUGAUGCUGUGGUGACAAACUUGAAGAGCAGAGCAAGGAUGAUAAGCACUUUUGAAGAAAUUGCACAGGUUGGCACAAUAUCUGCAAAUGGCGAAAGGGAGAUUGGUGAUUUGAUAGCCAAGGCUAUGGAGAAAGUUGGAAAAGAGGGUGUUAUUACAAUAUCUGAUGGGAAAACAUUGUAUAACGAAUUGGAAGUUGUCGAGGGAAUGAAGCUUGACAGGGGCUAUAUAUCACCUUAUUUCAUUUCCAAUCAGAAAAACCAAAAAUGUGAACUGGAAGAUCCCUUAAUUUUAAUCCAUGAGAAAAAAAUAUCCAGCCUAAAUGCUGUAGUGAAAGUAUUGGAGUUGGCCUUGAAGAGUAAAAGGCCUUUACUGAUUGUUGCUGAAGAUGUGGAAAGUGAUGCUCUGGCAACUCUUAUUCUGAACAAGAUUCGUGCUGGAAUAAAGGUUUGUGCCAUUAAAGCCCCUGGUUUUGGAGAUAGCAGAAAGGCUGGUAUGCAGGAUCUUGCAACUCUCACAGGGGGAGAGAUGAUAACUGAAGAGCUUGGUUUGAACCUUGAAAAGGUUGGACUGGAAAUGUUUGGCACAUGCAAAAAGGUUACAGUGUCAAAGGAUGACACUGUCAUUCUUGAUGGGGCUGGUGAGAAGAAGGCCAUAGAAGAAAGAUGCACACAGCUGAGAUCUGCAAUUGAGUUGAGUACUUCUGAUUAUGACAAGGAAAAGUUACAGGAGAGGCUUGCAAAACUUUCUGGUGGUGUUGCUGUUUUGAAGAUUGGAGGAGCCAGCGAGGUUGAGGUUGGUGAGAAGAAGGACCGAGUUAAUGAUGCUUUAAAUGCCACUAAAGCUGCUGUGGAGGAAGGAAUUGUACCUGGUGGCGGUGUUGCACUCCUCUAUGCCUCAAAGGAACUGGAAAAGUUGCAAACUGCCAAUUUUGAUCAAAAGAUCGGUGUUCAGAUUAUUCAAAAUGCUCUUAAGACACCUGUUCACACUAUCGCUUCCAAUGCUGGAGUUGAAGGAUCUGUUGUUGUUGGCAAACUACUGGAGCAGGACAAUCCUGACCUUGGAUAUGAUGCAGCUAAAGGUGAAUAUGUAGAUAUGGUCCAGGCUGGAGUAAUUGACCCAUUGAAAGUUAUUAGGACUGCCUUGGUAGAUGCUGCAAGUGUGUCCUCUUUAAUGACUACAACUGAGGCCAUAGUUGCUGACCUUCCAAGGGAUGAGAGCUCAGUCCCAGCAAUGGGUGGCGGCAUGGGUCAAAUGGAUUAUUGAUGCUCUCAAGUUGCAGUCUCAUUGAAAGACAUUUUAUUUGUUCAAUAAUUGCAGAAAAUUAUAAGGAUGUUAGGUUAGAAUAGGAUGUUCACCAUUAUUUUAAUUAUACCCAAAUCUAUUUUUGAGAAAGAAUUUCUCCAUUUUUCCUUUUUGUGAGGCCAAUUACCUUUGUAUUUACAUGAGUUCAGUUGUCUAGAAAGUUUUGUUCCGUGUAGCCUGGUGGAUCUGCAAAUGUUUGACUGAUUGUUCUCCAUUUGAGAAAAUCUGAAACAGUUCUUGUUAAUGAAUUCAUGAUAUAAUUGGAAGUA